AUGAUUUGGGUUACAUUCUUGAAGGAAACGUUUGAAGCUUUCAGCAAGUUUAAGGCAUUCAAAUCCUUAGCGGAGAAAGAAACUGGUAAGAAUCUUAAGUGCCUGAGAUCUGACUGGGUUGGAGAAUUCAUAUCUACAAAAUUUGUGAAAUACUGUUAUGAGCAUGGAAUGAAGAGACAACUGUCCGCACCAAGGACACCACAGGAGAAUGGAAUUGCAGAAAGGAGGAACCAAAUUAUAGUUGAGGCAGCUAGAACAAUGUUGAUACAAGGAGAUGUACCUAAAAUGUUUUCUAGAGAAGUUUUUAGCAUUGCAGUAUACACAAUGAACUGGGUAUUGGUUAAAAAAGGUAAAAAUAAGAAGUCAUCUCACACCAAGCACGAGCCUAAUCCUGCUUUGAACUUUUCUGCUCCUCGAUAUACAAGGUCACGGAGUGUUGCACAGAAAAAAAUGGACCAGGUCAAAGACAUAGAGGUAAAAGACAACAUCCUUGAUACUCAAAUUUUUGAGGUCAAGGACCUUGAUAGUGACAUUGUCAACACCAUGGAUUCUCAUGCAAUCACUAUAGCCAUGACACCACCACCUAAAGUAACCAGAGGAACAGCGAGUUCAAGUACAACUCCCAAAUGGUUAACUACUUUAGUGACAGAAAGACAGAUUAUGAUGAAUUGCAGGGAAUACACAGUGCAGCACAGAGAAGUAACAGAUUAUGAUGAUUUUGCAGCGCACAGUGUUAAUGAAAACAGCUCGAGAUUGCAAGGAGAGAACUUAUGA
Molecule: messenger RNA, 774 nt
Organism: Cryptomeria japonica (Japanese cedar)
Lineage: Eukaryota; Viridiplantae; Streptophyta; Pinopsida; Cupressales; Cupressaceae
Exons: 3
Coding region: 1-774 (257 amino acids)
Biological process (GO): DNA integration
Molecular function (GO): nucleic acid binding
Source: RefSeq, a predicted model, not a curated record